Messenger RNA from Halteromyces radiatus, 1336 nucleotides. RefSeq names its product tyrosyl-tRNA synthetase. The coding region runs from base 26 to 1201 and encodes 391 amino acids. Gene Ontology annotation, molecular function: tyrosine-tRNA ligase activity; ATP binding. The record is from RefSeq and is a predicted model, not a curated record. Gene Ontology annotation, biological process: tyrosyl-tRNA aminoacylation. Lineage: Eukaryota; Fungi; Mucoromycota; Mucoromycetes; Mucorales; Cunninghamellaceae. The transcript has 3 exons.
AGACAUUCAUCUAAUUAUCUACAAAAUGACUAUGACACCAGAAGAAAAAUACGAACUUAUUACCCGGAAUUUACAAGAAGUUCUUGGAGAAGAAAAAAUCAAGGCCAUUCUUGCUGAACGAGAUCUUAAAUUGUACUGGGGAACGGCAAGUACCAGUAGUCCACAUUUAGGUUACUUUGUACCUAUGACCAAGAUUGCUGACUUUUUGGCUGCUGGUGUUGAAGUAACUAUUUUGUUAGCUGAUAUUCAUGCUUUCCUUGACAAUUUGAAGGCACCUAUCGAACUUGUUAAGAGCCGAGCUAUUUACUAUGAACGUAUGAUUAAAGCUGUAUUGACUUCUAUUGGUGUACCUCUGGACAAGCUCAAAUUUGUGUUGGGAUCCGAUUUUGAACUCUCUAAAGAAUAUACCAUGGAUAACUUCAAGUUGUGCUCUUUAGUGACUGAACAUGAUGCCAAGAAGGCUGGUGCUGAAGUAGUGAAACAAGUAGCUUCUCCUCUUUUAUCUGGUUUAUUGUAUCCUGGUAUGCAAGCAUUAGAUGAACAAUACCUUGGUGUCGAUGUACAAUUUGGUGGUGUAGAUCAACGAAAGAUCUUUGUUAUGGCUGAAAAAUACCUUCCUCUCUUGGGUUAUGAAAAGCGAGCUCAUUUGAUGAAUCCAAUGGUGCCUGGUUUGACUGGAACAAAAAUGUCAUCCUCGGAUCCUGAUUCCAAGAUUGAUUUCUUAGAUUCUCCUGCUGCUGUCAAGAAGAAGAUUAAGAAAGCUUUCUGUGAAGAAGGCAAUAUUACUGAAAAUGGUUUAUUAUCUUUCCUCAAGGCUGUCUACUUUCCUCUCAAAUCUCUUCAUGGAAACACUCCUGAAUUUAUAGCUAUUCGUCCUGAACAAUAUGGUGGAAAUAUGGUUUACAACAAUUAUCAAGAUCUGGAAGAUGAUUUUAGGGAUAAGAAAGUACAUCCUGGUGAUUUGAAGGCUGGUGUAAUUGAAGCUAUCAAUGGACUUUUGGAUCCUAUUCGCAAGACCUUUGAAGACCCAGAAUACAAAAAGAUUACUGAAGCUGCUUACCCACCAGAAGUCGUCGUCAAGGCUCCUAGCAAACCCAACAAACGUGAACGCAAAGCUGCCGCUAAGAAGCAAAAGGAAGAACAAGAUGGAAAUACCAAUAAGGAAAAUCAAGUCCCUGUCAAUAAGGAAACUGUAGCAUAAAUGUAGAUUUUUUUUUUUUUUUUUAAGUAUAUGAACGAUUGAAAAUAAAAUAGACGGGCUACUUCUGCGGAGUUCAUUUGUUACAUGACUUUUUUUGUUUGAAUAAAAAAUCGCGUAGUUUUUUUUUUUUCUUUU